AACUCACAAUUUAAAAUACUAGUUAGACAUUCAUUCACAAUUUAAAGACUAGUUUAAAUUUAUAUUCACAACUUAAUAUACUAGGUCAAAUACGAAUAAAUAUCUCUUACACUUUACCAAGCUCCAAAAAUCAUAUCUCGAAAAAAAAAUCCAAAUUCAUAAUUUAAUAUAUAUUAAUUCGUUUUCAAUUCAUAAUUUAAAAUGUAGGUCAUGCACUCGUAAACAACUUAAAACACAUUUAGAAAUUAAUCAUAACCUAAUAUACUUGUAACAUUUGGGAUUUAAUAUUAUUUAUUUUAGGGAUAAUGACUUGAGAGGGUAACAUACUAUUCCAUUUUGUCAUAUUUGGUCACUAAACUUUUUUUCGUGCUCUAAUAGCCAUUUAACUUGUUCAUUCGUGUAAAUUUCACCCCUACGACUGAUUAUAGCCGGUUUCAAUGGACUGGUCGAUCCUACGUGUCAGUAUGAUCCUACGUGGCAUGUAGGCUAAUGUUAUUAAAAGAGGGGUGUAUGCGGUUCCUUGAUUGUGCCCUAAUACCCCCGAUGGCUUCCUCCUACAGCUUCUCAUCAUCCCUCAAUCGAUCAAGCAAGAAAUCAACUGCGCACGAUACAAAAACUUGUGAUUGUGGGUUCCCUGCACGUAUUCUAACAUCAAAAACACCAAAGAAUCCAGGGAGGCAUUUCAUGGUGUGCAAUGAGGGUAAAUGCAAAUAUUGGAAAUGGUUGGAUGUAGAACCUGUAGAAAUGCCUCUAAUGGAAGUGGUGGAGGGAAUGAAAGUUGAAUUAAUAGCAUUAAAGACCGAAGUAGAGAAGGUGAAGGAAGACAUGGAACAAAUGAAGAAGGAAAAGUACUCUGAUGCCAUUGCAAUGAAGGAAAAAAUAUAUAAGUUUACCAUAGGAUUUCUUUUUUUGAUCAUCGUGUAUAUGAUGAAAUGAUGUGAAUGAUGUAUUGAAAGAUGUUGUUUGAAUGGAAUGAAUGUAUUAUCUUAACUUCUUA
Lactuca sativa (garden lettuce) is the source of this 997-nucleotide messenger RNA. The record is from RefSeq and is a predicted model, not a curated record. NCBI's taxonomy places the organism in Eukaryota, Viridiplantae, Streptophyta, Magnoliopsida, Asterales, Asteraceae.